Molecule: messenger RNA, 2948 nt
Organism: Arvicanthis niloticus (Nile rat)
Lineage: Eukaryota; Metazoa; Chordata; Mammalia; Rodentia; Muridae
Gene: Irak2
Product: interleukin 1 receptor associated kinase 2
Biological process (GO): Toll signaling pathway; cellular response to lipopolysaccharide; protein phosphorylation
Cellular component (GO): nucleus; plasma membrane; cytoplasm
Molecular function (GO): protein binding; ATP binding; protein kinase activity
Source: RefSeq, a predicted model, not a curated record
AGUCUCGCCAUGACUUGCUACAUCUACCAGCUGCCGUCCUGGGUGUUGGACGACCUGUGCCGCAAUAUCGACACGCUCAGUGAGUGGGACUGGAUGCAGUUCGCUUCCUAUGUGAUCACAGACCUAACACAGCUGAGGAAGAUCAAGUCCAUGGAGAGGGUCCAAGGAGUGAGCAUCACCCGGGAGCUGCUGUGGUGGUGGUCCAUGCGGCAGGCCACUGUUCAGCAGCUGGUAGACCUUCUGUGUCACCUGGAACUCUACCGAGCUGCCCAGAUUGUCCAGAGCUGGAAGCCGGUUCCUAAGAGCACGUCUCCCCUCCCAGCCUUCCCAGAGGUUGUGAAGCCAGAGCCCAUGGCUACUUCUAGAAGAAACCUCAAGGAUGAACAGGAGAAGGACCAGCCUAUGAAGCCACACUCCUUUCUGGGCACAGGGACCACCACAGCUGGGAACCAGCAGCCGGCCUCACAUCAGCUUCCAUGCGAGGAGGAUGUCCCUUGUUCCCUGAAAACUGAUGUACCUGAUUCUACCCAAUCUAAGUACUGCAGCACGUCCACACCUAUCCCCAAGCAGGAAAAGCUUUUGAGUUUUCCCGGAGACAGGCUUUUCUGGAGUGAAGCGGAUGUCGUUCAUGCAACUGAGGACUUUAACCAAAGCCACCGAAUCAGCGAGGGGACCUUUGCUGAUAUCUACCAGGGACAAAGGAACGGUGUGGCCUUUGCCUUCAAGAAGCUCCGGGAGGUGGCCGGCUCAAGUGCAGGGUCCAUGGACAGAUUCCUACAGGCAGAGAUGCAGCUCUGCCUCAGAUGCUGCCACCCCAACAUCUUACCUCUGCUGGGUUUCUGCACUGGAAGACAGUCCCACAGCCUCAUCUACCCCUACAUGGCAAAUGGCUCUCUGCAGGACAGACUCUGGGCUCAGGGCGACUCAGACAUGCUGCCCUGGCCACAGCGUGCCAGCAUCUCCUCAGGGCUGCUUCUAGCUGUGGAACACCUGCAUAGCUUGGACAUCAUCCACGGCAACGUUAAGAGUGCCAACGUUUUGCUGGACCAGCAUCUUAACCCCAAGCUGGCUCAUCCUGUAGCUCAUCCGUGUCCCGACAAUAAAAAGACGAAAUACACCGUAAUGAAGACUCACCUGUUCCAGGCCUCAGCUGCAUAUCUGCCUGAAAACUUCAUCAGAGUGGGGCAGCUGACCAAGCAAGUGGACAUCUUCAGCUGUGGAAUUGUAUUGGCAGAGGUCUUCACUGGCAUCCCUGCGAUGGACAAGGACCGCAGUCCAGUUUACCUGAAGGAUUUGCUUCUCCGUGAGAUUCCCAGCAGUACUUCCUCAGUCUACUCCAGGAAGACAGGCAUGGGGAAGGCUCUGGUAAAACAGAUCUGCCAGAAGCAUGUGGAGAGGAGGGCGGGGCUGCUGCCUGUGGCCUGUGAGGAAGCCUGGGCCACCGCUGUGAGUGUCUGCCUGCAGAGGCGCAAUGCCAGCGUGGAGGAGGCUCGACUCUCCAUGGUUGGGGUGGAGGAGCAGCUCCGAGGGCGGCUGUCCCUCCCUUGGAGCAGGGUUUCUGAGGACACAGGCUCCUCUUCCAAUACCCCAGAGGAAACCGAUGAUGUUGACAAUUCCAGCCUCAGCGUCCCCUCUUCUGUUAUGGUGGUGUCGUGCCCAAGGGUUGCCUCCUCUCCACUCUCCACGGGAAGUGGAACAGCACAGCCAUCUACCAGUGGGAGACAGGAGACCGACUCCUCAGAGGUUUGCACAGGCCUACAGCCACCCCAGGACGCAACAGAGAAUUCAUGGAAAAUUGAGAUCAAUGAGGCCAAAAGAAAACUGAUGGAGAACAUUCUCCUCUAUAAAGAAGAGAAGCUGGACAGCAUUGAGCUUUUUGGACCCUGAUGACUGGAGCACAACUGAAGACCCUUAUUCUCAACUGAAUAGACAAAUGUCCGGUCAAGGAGGAGGUCUUUGGCUGUCCAAGGUCUGUUGAGACUCAUACAACCCCAAAUCAGCCUGAACAGAAGGAAAUAUGGCUUCAUCAGAGUCGAGUUGCAGGGAGGGGGCAGGGGGGACCUCAACUUACACAGACACCGAACUCCAGGAGGGACUCCUCCUCUUUGAACCUUCUUAGAGGGCUAUGAAGUGGAACACCUUUAUGUGACCCAAGGCUUUGGGUAGUUUUGUGUUCCAGGGAGCCCAUGUUGAUUACCACCUUAAGAGAUGCUGUUGCCCUAAAAGUUCUUGGUCCUCCACAAUGGACAGAGCAAUUCUGCAGCAUCUGUGCUGUUUUCCAGAGUUUUCAUCUGUCAGUCAUAUUUGCAGACAGCUUUCUGCAAAUUUCCACCUCUUAAAAGACCUUCAGUUGGUGUCUCAGCAAUGUUUGACCCAUCUCUCAAGUUCAGGACUAACUACAAAAGCAGGACAGUUGGCAAAGGACUCCUUCUUCAGUUGGUGGUGAUCUCGUAAGCCACUGUUUAUUAUUUAGGAACUGCCUGCUUUUCAGCUUUGUCUUCCUGUCACACCCAGGUUUAUUUUAAUGGAGACUCAGAGGUUGUGUGUUAUUUAUAGCUAGGUGAAGAAGCAUGAGAAACAAUCUCAUGUUUGAUUCUGCUGCUAGUUAAGUCAAUCACUCAGUGGGUGGUAACUCAGUAUCCUUGUCAGGUAACCCUACUCUAUUCUCCCUCGGGAAGAACAGAGCUGCUGUAUUCUGCUUUCCUGAGGAUAGGUGUAGCGGCCAUAGAAGCACUUUGAAAAUGUAUCUGUUUUGUUUUAUAAAUUAAGUAAAAGAUAUUUAGUUCAUGUUUCUGCCAUAUAGAAAAUGUGUAUGAAGUGAAUAUAUUUUUGAAAAGUCAUGUUGCAAACCUUUUUGUAAAACAAAGCUAUUUCUAAUUGACUAUUUAAAAAUAAUUCCACUAUAGUGACAAAAUAAAAAUGUUUGUAAUCUAGCAGAUGUCUUAUAA